Molecule: messenger RNA, 1055 nt
Organism: Oryza sativa Japonica Group (Japanese rice)
Lineage: Eukaryota; Viridiplantae; Streptophyta; Magnoliopsida; Poales; Poaceae
Product: late embryogenesis abundant protein At1g64065
Source: RefSeq, a predicted model, not a curated record
ACAGCGGAGCAGGUUCGAGCUAGGUGGUGUGAUCCAUUCAGACAAGUAACUAACAAAAACGGUCGUGUCCGUUCGUGACAUUUGCUAUAGCUAGCUAGCUCCAGCUCCCAUGGCGACGGCGGCGGAGAACAAGAACGAGCCGGCGCGGCCAUUCGCGGUGCCAUCCCCGUCGGUCCACCCGGCGGCGACCGGCGUGGGGGAGGAGGAGGAGGCGCAGGCGGCGACGGGGUGGCGGUCCAUGCAGUACCUCCGGAAGCGGCGGCGCGCGCUCUGCUGCUGCGGCUGCUGCGUGACCACCCUGGUCGUCGUCGGCCUCGUCAUCCUCGUCCUCGCGCUCACCGUGUUCAGGGUGAAGGACCCCCGCAUCACCAUGAACGGCGUGUGGGUGACGGCCAUCAGCACCGGCCCCGGCACCGGCGCCGGCAUCGGGAGCACCGUGGCGACCAACGCGACGCUCACCGCCGACGUCUCGGUCAAGAACCCCAACGCCGCGUCGCUCCGGUUCUCCCGGAGCGAGACGGACGUGUACUACAAGGGGAAGACGGUGAGCGUGGCGUACGUCCCCGCCGGCAGCGUCGGCGCCGACCGGACGGUGCGGAUGAACAUCACGCUCGACCUGCUCGCCGACCGCCUCGCGUCGGUGCUCAACGGCACGGGGCUGAUACUCGGGCAGGAGUACGACCUGACCACCUACACGGCGAUGAGGGCGAGGGUCAGCGUGCUGGGGAUCAUCAAGAAGAGCCUCGACGUUCGGAUGAACUGCUCGGUCAUCUUGGACGUCGCCGGCAUCGCCGGCGUGCUGCUGCCCGGGGACGGGGCCAAGUCGGGCGUGCAGACUAGGAGCGUGGAUUGCGUUGCAAUCGUGAGCUGAUCAGCGGUUUUCUUGUGUGAGUACUGCAUUGUCAUUACAGCACCUCAUUACAUAUGAAUAUGUAUUUUUCUGGAUGUAUAUUCUGCUACUCUCGUAUGUAUGUUUUUCUGGAUAUAUAUUAUGCUACUUUCGUGUGUUCACAGAUCGAAUUCUCUCUAGGAAAUAAUACCCAAUAGCAUUAUUA